Molecule: messenger RNA, 306 nt
Organism: Closterium sp. NIES-65
Lineage: Eukaryota; Viridiplantae; Streptophyta; Zygnematophyceae; Desmidiales; Closteriaceae
Source: the annotation of a GenBank genome assembly
AUGCUCACCGGCAACCCGUCCGCGGGCAAUAAGCAAGCCAACGAUCUCGCGAACGUGGAGUGGUGGUGCGGUGCGCGCGGCACGCACUUCAACGACUUCCCCCACCAGAAGUGCCCCAAGGGGGACCAGCUGAUUGCGAAAAUCAACUUCCCGGUCUGCUGGGACGGCAAGAAUAUCGACAGCGCGGAUCACCGAAGCCACGUGGUGCAUAUCCCGCUCAACACCACGUGUCCUUCGUCCCAUCCCGUCCCGCUCCCGCGAAUCAGCAUCAAGGUUUAUUACCCGGCCGGCAUUCAGCAGGAGUAG